AGGUGGGCGGGGCGCUAAAUGGUAUAUAAGCGCAGGACCAGCUACGAUUGCGCACUCUGCUUCCCUGACGUCUCCUCUCUUGCUGCUGCUUAGACCACACAUUAAGAUCUCAUCAUGUCGUCUGAUGAAGGAAAGCUGUUUAUCGGCGGUCUGAGCUUUGACACAAAUGAGCGGAAUCUAGAAGAGAGCUUUUGCAAAUAUGGUGGCAUCAGCGAAGUGGUUGUAGUGAAGGACCGGGAAACACAGCGAUCAAGGGGAUUUGGCUUUGUGACCUUCGAGAACGCAGAUGAUGCUAAAGACGCCAUGCAGGCCAUGAACGGGAAGUCUGUGGAUGGGCGCCAGAUUCGUGUGGACCAGGCUGGCAAGUCCUCAGGAGACAGGAGAGGAGGCUACAGAGGUGGCUCAUCUGGAGGUAGAGGAUUCUUCCGUGGGGGCAGAGGACGUGGUGGUAGUGACAGAGGCUAUGGAAGCAGCCGGUUUGAGAGCAGGAGUGGGGGAUAUGGUGGCAGUGGUGGCUCCAGGGAUUAUUAUGGCAGCGGCAGGAGUCAAGGAGGCUAUAGUGAUCGCUCAGGAGGAUCUUACAGAGAUGGCUAUGAUAGCUACGCUACACACGAGUAAAAUACCUUCCUGACUCAAGAUCAUCCUUCCAAUGGCUGUAUUUAUAAAGAUUUAUGGAGCUUCGCAGAAUCGUUAAUGUGUAGUACAUCUGUGUUCACUUUUUUAUCUGUUCAAUUUACUCUACAGCCUAACUAGUAAUGGACAGCUGUCCCAAAGGGUGUAUCUCUAGGAACUUUUAUAUUGUUACUUUUUAAUGUUAUGGUUUCAUAUUGUUAGACUUCUCACCCUUGCUGUUCCAUUGGGGCUGCUCAGAUGAGGAGCUCCUUUUGCAUAAUGGAGUUUGAGCAGGUACAUGCAUCAGUAAAUGGUUUCUGCUCAGAUGGAGUGAAGCUUCUGCAUUAGCAGCCCAGUCUGUUAAUGGACAUGCUCUCCAACAGCAUGGUCUUACUGGAUCUCUUGCUGUUCUGUAUAUAUAGUCAAGGGGCUUGGGACCCUAUAGCUUUUUUUGUUUGGUUUUUUUUUUUUUUGAGCACAUGCCAUCUGAAAUAAUGGUCCUUUAGUGUAACAAGGUAGGCCUGAUUCUUGGUGCGCUGUAAAUAGUGGCUAAACCUCCUUGAUAUAUCUAAAGUGAACAAUCCAAUCUCUUAAUGUCGCAAGAAGUUCUUGAAUGUUUGUUUAUAUUGUCAGUUUUUUCUUUUACUAAAACAUGCAAAUAUUGUAUUGAAGUGGUUACAGAAUUCUUGUUUUCUACUUCCGCUUGGCUUCACGAAGCCUAUUAAAAGACCAUCUGAAAAGAAA
This is a messenger RNA of Pseudophryne corroboree (corroboree frog), 1356 nucleotides long. RefSeq names its product cold-inducible RNA-binding protein B-like. The record is from RefSeq and is a predicted model, not a curated record. The transcript is spliced from 7 exons. The coding region runs from base 115 to 618 and encodes 167 amino acids. Gene Ontology annotation, molecular function: RNA binding. Lineage: Eukaryota; Metazoa; Chordata; Amphibia; Anura; Myobatrachidae. Gene Ontology annotation, cellular component: spliceosomal complex. Gene Ontology annotation, biological process: positive regulation of mRNA splicing, via spliceosome.